AUGCCAAAUUAUUCAAUUCCUCGUCUUACACUUUUACGACAUAUUUGGCUAGAUUCUCUAAGUAUUUCAAUAAUUUGUUAUGCUUUCCUCUUCUCUCUUGGCAAAACUUUUGCCAAAAAACAUAAAUAUAAAUUAAAUGCUAAUCAAGAAUUGUAUGCUCUAAGUAUGUGUUCACUAAUCUCUUCUUUAUUUCCCGUAUUUCCUUUUGGUGCUUCACUCUCUAGAUCGGCUUUAUGUGAAAUUACAGGAGCUAAAACACAAUUUCAUGCACUUUUUUCUAGCGCUUUACUCCUUGUAGUUAUUCUUUGGAUUGGACCCUUACUUGAACCUCUUCCAAUUGCUGUACUUGGUUGUAUUGUUGUAGUUAGUCUUAAACCCCUUUUUCUUCAAUUUAAAGAAUUACCAAAAUUAUGGAAGAUUAAUUUAUUUGAUUUUUUAAUUUGGAUAGUUGCAUUUACAACCACCGCAUUUCUUAAUAUUACUUUUGGACUUAUUAUUUCUUUGUUUUUCUCUAUUUUGUCUAUUAUACUUAAAGAACAAUGGUUAUUUUUUUUAAAUAAAUUUUUCUAUUAA
Molecule: messenger RNA, 573 nt
Organism: Meloidogyne enterolobii
Lineage: Eukaryota; Metazoa; Nematoda; Chromadorea; Rhabditida; Meloidogynidae
Source: the annotation of a GenBank genome assembly